Molecule: messenger RNA, 759 nt
Organism: Salarias fasciatus (jewelled blenny)
Lineage: Eukaryota; Metazoa; Chordata; Actinopteri; Blenniiformes; Blenniidae
Product: anionic trypsin-1-like
Exons: 5
Coding region: 1-759 (252 amino acids)
Biological process (GO): proteolysis
Molecular function (GO): serine-type endopeptidase activity
Source: RefSeq, a predicted model, not a curated record
AUGUUGAAUCUGACUCCAUUCUGGGUCUUGCUCAUUGCUGCACCACUAACAGAUGUUUAUGGAAAAAGGAUUAUUGGGGGCUUCGUGGUUCCGCAAGAGUCAGUCAAGUAUCAGGCAUCCCUGAGACACAGCAGAAGUGGCUCCCACUACUGUGGAGGCACUCUCAUCCACCCACAGUGGGUGGUGUCUGCUGCCCACUGCUGGAGGCCGACUUACCAGAUACAAGUGGUCCUGAAUGAGCACAACCUCUACCGCAGCGAUGGAUCAGAACAGACGUUCGACGUCUCCGCUGCGAUCAAACACGAAGCGUACAGUCACUGGACGCUUGACAAUGACAUCAUGCUCAUCAAGCUCGACCGUCCGGCUAACCUCAGCGGCAAUGUGGAGCCUGCCUCCAUGCCGGACGCGGAGUCGCCGCCUCUGAAUCCCCCCGUUCGAUGCACAGUCAGUGGCUGGGGGGUCACCUGGGUCUACGGUCACAGGCUGUCGUCUGAACUCAGGUCUGUGGACGUGACCCUCUUCCCCAGCUGCUGGAGGUACUACCACUUCAGGGCCACGCAGAACAUGAUCUGCGCCGGCUGGAACACUGGAGGGAGAGACUCCUGUCAGGGUGAUUCAGGAGGGCCUCUCGUCUGUAACGGUUUACUUGAAGGCAUCGUAUCUUGGGGCAUCGGCUGUGGCUGGAGUUCGUACCCCGGCGUCUACACCAAGGUCAGGAACUACGUGGGAUGGAUCGCCUCAACCAUCCAGGAAAAUUAA